CGGCACUAUCCGGAAAACAGGUGGGAAAAGAAAAUAACAGCCUCGUUUCGGCGUCUCUGUCCUGCUAACGGAUGGAGGGUGUGGAGGAGAGAGGCGGGGCUAACCGGCCGCCCAGGCGUGGGAAAUCUCCAAGGAGACGGAGAGAGGGGAAAAAAUCUCACCGAAGAUCAAACGGUCCAAGCGCUCAAGAGCAGGCAGGAAAUGACCAGCGAGCUGAAGAGCACGAGGCUUCAGAGACGCCCGCGGCGUUGGAGGAGACGAGCGAGAGCUCGCCUAAAAGACUGGACCGAUGCAGACGAGCUCAUUUUCUUCAUGGACCGUAUCCCACCACUCACUUCGGACCCAAAGCCUGCAUCCUCCCCAACCCGACCUCAGUCAUGCACAUCCAGGACCCGGCCAGCCAGCGGCUAACAUGGAGCAAACCCCCCCUGAAUGUGCUGGUGAUCCGGAAGGUCAGAGACGAGGGUCUGCUGGAGCCCUUUAAGGAGCUGUGCAGGUUUCUGGUGGAGGAGAAGCACCUGAUGGUGUACGUGGAGAAGAAGGUGGUGGACGACGUCGCUCUCACAGCAGACGAGACGUUCUCCAGCAUCCGGAAGCAGCUGUGCACCUUCAGAGAAGGGUUUGAUGACAUAUCAGACUGUGUAGAUCUGAUCAUCUGUCUGGGUGGAGACGGAACGCUGCUCUACGCUUCCUCACUUUUCCAGGGCAGCGUUCCCCCUGUUAUGGCCUUCCACCUGGGCUCCCUCGGCUUCCUCACUCCCUUCAAAUUCGAGUCCUAUAAGACGGAAGUGGACAAAGUGUUCGAAGGCAACGCAGCCAUCGUCCUGCGCAGUCGUUUGAAGGUGAAGGUGGUGAAGGGUUUGUUCCAGAGAAGAGAGCAGCUCUUCAAACCCGAGGGAAACGGAACCGGCCCUCCGAACCACAUCAGCACGGAGGCGGGCAAAAUCACACUGCAGCUGCAGGUGCUGAACGAGGUGGUGGUGGACAGAGGCCCCUCCUCUUACCUGUCGAAUGUUGACCUGUACCUGGACGGCCGCCUCAUCACCUCCGUCCAGGGCGAUGGUGUGAUCGUAUCGACUCCGACGGGCAGCACUGCGUACGCAGCAGCAGCCGGAGCCUCCAUGAUCCACCCCAACGUCCCGGCCAUCAUGGUGACCCCCAUCUGCCCCCACUCGCUCUCCUUCAGACCCAUCGUGGUCCCUGCGGGAGUGGAGCUGAUGAUAACACUGUCCCCCGACGCCCGCAACACGGCCUGGGUCUCCUUCGACGGCAGGAAGAGGCAGGAAAUCCAGCACGGAGACAGUAUUAAAAUCACCACCUCCUGCUAUCCGGUACCGUCGCUCUGCUGCCACGAUCUGGUGUACGACUGGUUCGACAGCCUGGCGCAGUGUCUGCACUGGAACGUCCGCAAGAAACAAACACGACUGACCGACGGCUCGGACUCCUCCGACACCGAAAACUGACCUCACAAACACAAAUAGGCACAAAUGCUACACCAGCGUGCAGGAGUCUGAGCGCCCCCUGGUCCAAUCCCAUGUAAUUGUUGAUUUUCUAAGAGGAAAAAUAGAACAUCCUCCACAGAGAACACGCUUAAAUAUACUUACACAGUGGAGCAAAAAUAAAACAGAACUCCCACACCGGCCAUGUUUCGCUUUAGUUUUGUUCCCCCGAUGUUCCAUGCAGCUAAUAAACACUAAAGUGUGCUCUGUGUUCUCUGUAGAGAACUUAUUUACAUUUAAAAAAAUCAACAAACAUAAUUUGACUAUGGGGUGCAUAAACUUUUGCACCUGACUGUAUGUUGGAUUUUGUCACUGUCGUAAUUAACCUCGUUAAUAUUAACUAUAGAAGGAAAAAACCCUCUUAACUUUUAAUUAAGACCGAGUACUUUUCAGAAAUUGAGUAUUAAUACUUUUUAGGAUAUUUAGAGAAUUAUGAACUAUAAGUGGGUGUGGCUUAAACCAGAAACACAAGUUGGUGUAAUUAAAGGCCACAAUAAUAAAAGCUAUGAAACAAAACACACUGAUUAGAUUACUGCAGAUACAGAAAUCAUUUAAACAUUUUUUAAUUUAGAAUUUCUAAAAUGAGCCCUUAUUUGUCAAUGAAUCACAAUAAUAUGACACGAAUGCAAUUUAGACAGCCAAUCAGCUGCCUGGAUUUUGGAACAGGCUUGUUUAUUGGCUGAUGCUGAUGAGACUGAACACCUACUGAAAUUUCAGUAAUACUGAAAUGAGUACCAUAAAAGUUUAAAUUUGACACCCAGUCCUGCUUUUAAUGUAUGUAAACAUAAGUAAUUUUAGAGCAUUUCUAUUGGUCCAUUCAACGUACAGUAUUUACAUACUGUAAGGCACAGCUGUCACUUUUAAAUGGUGCAAAAAGUAAACAAAAUGAUAUUUUUAUUACGACAGUGACAAAAUGUUAUAUUACUAUUAAAGCACAAACGCAUAAAAACAGACUUCCAAUAAAGUUGUUCCUAGACAGAACUUGGCACAUAUUAAUAUAUUAAUAAUCAAUAGUUGUAGCUUUAUCUGUAAUGAUUAUGUACAUUCCAGCCCAUUUCAGCCUCCAGCCUCAUUCGCCACUCAGGUAAGCGCUCUGAGCUCCAGCCGGAGCAGCUCAUCCCAGAACCCACUCACAGUUCGUGCUCUCGCUUAAAGGGGCCAGAAUGUAACAGCUGCACCAUUUAAAGGAGAAUUCCACCCAUUUUUCAGAAUUUCUCCAUAACUCAGUGUGUGAGGUAAUCAGAGUGGUUCAGAGUGGUUUGGUGUGAAAUGG
Molecule: messenger RNA, 2772 nt
Organism: Colossoma macropomum (tambaqui)
Lineage: Eukaryota; Metazoa; Chordata; Actinopteri; Characiformes; Serrasalmidae
Gene: nadkb
Product: NAD kinase b
Exons: 12
Coding region: 72-1463 (463 amino acids)
Biological process (GO): NAD+ metabolic process; NADP+ biosynthetic process
Molecular function (GO): NAD+ kinase activity
Source: RefSeq, a predicted model, not a curated record